Messenger RNA from Limulus polyphemus (Atlantic horseshoe crab), 4380 nucleotides. RefSeq lists its product as uncharacterized. NCBI's taxonomy places the organism in Eukaryota, Metazoa, Arthropoda, Merostomata, Xiphosura, Limulidae. The record is from RefSeq and is a predicted model, not a curated record. The coding region runs from base 468 to 2390 and encodes 640 amino acids. The transcript is spliced from 7 exons. Gene Ontology annotation, biological process: transcription by RNA polymerase I.
AAAGGAAUUUUAGUUUAUUAAAAAUUAUAAUGAAUUCCUACAAAAUAAAUUGUGAAUUUAAGUUUGUAUUUUGUGUCGGGGGUAGUUGUGGAGGGACUAUCUCGAAGUCGAAGGACCAAAGUUCAAGACCUGGUUCAAGUUGUCUGUAGUACAGAAUGGUCCAAAAUUAUCUUUCCUGUUUUAAAAUUUGAUAAUUAAUAUAACUAAGGAAAUACAACCAUUCAGAUUUCAACAUCUUGUAGCCCAACCUAAACAGUUUUUGUCAUGUUUUUCUUUUCACUUCACUGAGUUGUGUUACCCAGGAAAAUGGCAACUGUGCAAGUAAUUAUUAAAGGCUCAACUCGUCCUUUGGCUUGCAGAGACCAUAACCAGUGACUGUGGGGCAGUGUAAUUACAGACAUCAAUACAGAAAAGGAAGAGUUGGGUGUUGAAAGUACAAAAUUUGAAAUACCUGCAUGUGAAUCUUGAUGACGAUGGCUGGAACACACAUGAAACCCAGCUUGAUUAAAUGUCCAAGCAGUUUUGUUGAAACCACAGUUGAGGGUGACAUAGAAGAUCAGUUAUAUUUGGAAGAUGUUCUUAAUGGCACAAAGGAGUUAUGGCUACUACAGGUUCCAUUGUCGAUGGAUUCAACCCUUUUAGAUAAUAAGGAGAUUAGUCUGAAAGAGGAGACAUCAAUACCUCUAACCAACUCUGAAGACAAACACAUUGAGUUUGCUCCAUACCAACUAUCAAAAGAGCUUGAUAGUGUCAACUUAGUUCUUCCCAGCAGAAGCUCAAAACAAAUUGUUCCUGUGCCAACCAGCUUUCAUGGACAGCUUUUAAUAACUGAAGGUUUUCACAUCCCUCCUCCUGUAAUUCCUCCAACUAAACAACAGAAUAGAAAUGUCCAGUUUCCAGAAGAGUUGUUACAUCAGUUUGUUCCAUUUGGUGCUGAUGAACCUUUUGUUUCAAAGAAAACUCCAACUAAAACAGGAUCAUCCUACAAGACAUCAGAGAAAUGUUCCAAAAAUUGUGUUUCUCCUAGUUCAGAACUUCAAGAUCAAGAACAAACAAAUUCAUAUCUAGUAUCAGAGAAAUGGAAAAAAUUAAGUAGAAGUGAAACAACAACAAAAAAGAAAAAAAGAAAACAUAAAGAAAAAAGAAAGAGUGAUUCUUCUUUGUCGUACACUGUUCCAGAAAUGUCACCGAUCAACCUGCACCUUUCUCCUGGGAAGGGAAAGAAGUUAUUUCCUUAUGAGGAUGAUGGUAGCUCCAAGAAGAAAAAAGUAAAAGCAAAAAGUGAAGUAUUGUCAUCUUUGGAGAUGUCUACUACACAUCUUACUAGUACAAACAACUCUAGAGGUAAAAAAGAAAAAGAUUUGAUAACAAUGAAUGAAGAACCAACAGUUAGCGAUGAAUUCCAGACACAAAUACUCAGUUCUGAUCUAAUACUUAAGCAGGAAAGGUUCAGUGAAAAUGAAGCAAGUCCCCAUAAAAAGAAGAAAAAGAAGAGUAAAGAGAAACACAAAAGUAUCUCGGAAACAGCAGUGAACAAUCUUUGUAAUUUCGAUGAUAUAGUGAAAGAGUCAUCCUGUGAUGAAGCUGUGUCCAUGGUGGAGAAAGUACAUGUUAAUCCAGAAAUGCUUGAAGGCUCAGAAGAGGCUGUUAACAGAUUGAAAAACACACCAGAAAAAAUGUUUACGACAAUUAAGCAAGAACCAACAGUCAACAUAGAAUGUCAGGAACAAAUGAACAAUUUCACCAUUUUAAAAAAGAAUAGGAAAAGGCAUUAUAAGGAUGAAGCAUCUUCACCAAAAGCAAAAAAAUUUAAAAGUAAUGGGAAUGAUGACACUGCAUAUAUUUUUUCUAAGAUAUAUCCAUCACCUUCUGAUAAACUCACAUCAAAAGAAAAAAGUGGUAAAGUUAAGAAAAAAGAAGUAUCAAGCACAAAAGAUUCCAUUUCAAGUAGCACGGAAAAUUCUGAAACCAAAAAACAUAAACAUAUUGCAAAGGUAAAACAAGAACCAACAAACGACUUAAUAGUAUCAAAUAUUAAACAAGAAAGAUUUAGUGAAAAUGAAGUAAGCCCCCCAAAAAAGAAAAAGAGAAAUAGUAAAGUGAAACAUAACAGUGAGGGUUUAGAGGAAUUCAGUGUUAUGAAAACAGAAAUAACUAAUGUGCCCAUAUCUCCCGGGAAGAUAAAACAUUCACCUUCUGUCAAUAGUUCUAAAAAGAAAAAGAAAAAAGAACUAACUACAGCUUUUGAGUCAGUUUUAAACAAUGAAAAUGUGACAAAAAUUAACAAAGCCAAAAACAUAAUGGUAAAACAAGAACCAACUAUAAUGGGAGAAUAUCGAGAAAAGACAGACAAUUUUACUAAUUUCAAAAUAAAACAAGAAAACUUAUAAAAUAAAUAAACUUUUCCCUUAUACAAAAGUAAAAAAUAAAGAUGCUUAAUUAUGAUUGGUUUCCAGAAGAACUAUUGGAAAAGCAAUGAUAGUCUGCUUCAUUCUACUAAUUAAACAGUGAGUUAAUGUUUUUCUAAAGACAGUUAAAGAUAAAAAAGCAAGUAAAUGAAGAGAGAGUAUCCACAACUAAUGAUGCAAAACAUUUUGUUUUAAACAGACUUGAUUGUUUUAUUUUUCAAAAUCACAGUUGUUUGUUGUACAAGAUCAAGAAGUUAAUAAAAAUAUGCACACCUUGUAAGUAUGCUAAAUACUUACAAAAAGUUUAAUACUAAAUGCAAAAUUGAACCACUAUUUAUAUUUUAAAAAAUGUGUGUGUGUUUUGUAUGACACUGAAGAUAACCAAUAUUACCUUACCCAGUGUUAUAAAACCACUUGACUGAAAAUAUUUUAAAAUUCCUGACAAGCACAAUAAGAGUAUUUCGACUGGAGAAAGCCAUGCACUAUUUUAGUUGUAGGCCACUGCCAGAGAAGCUUUUACUCAUUACUAAAAUUGUUUAAACUCUCUAUGGUAGAGUAUAAAAAAAGUGAAGUCCAGUUUGAUUAUCCCUGUGAAGUAAUUCAAAAAUAUAAGCUCAUUAGGUUAGGUUUACUGUCCUGGCCAAUUUUGGUGAUGUUCAGACCAAAAUUGUAGGAGAUGGUGAUCAUGCAAUCAGUCAAAUUAGCAUGCAAUAUAAUAAGAUUAGUAUUUACAAAAAGAAAAUGAUGCAUAUAGAUUGCAGCAAGGUAAACAUACACAGUAGUGAGAGAGUGUUUUCUUUAUAAUAUCAUAUUCUGUAGUAGGAAAUUAUCUGAAAUAAACAAAAUGCAAUCAUUCCAUAAAUAACUUUACUAGUCUUUUGGAUUAUAUUUUCUUUAGAAAAUAUACCUUAGUAAGCAGAUCACAAGUGUCAUUACUUGGUAUUUGUUUGGUAAAUUCAGAAUGAACAUGAAUAAUAUUAUUUCCAGUAUUUACUCUAUUAAACUCUUUCAUUAUAAACAUUAAUGCAUUUAGGGGCAAUGGGGGCUUGGGUUUAGGUUAAGCAACUGGUUCCAAGUACUUGCUAGUGAUGAGGGGAAGCAGGUAAGGGAAACAGAUGGGAUCACAAGGGAUGAUAGUGUAAAUCAUAGAAAAGUUAUAGUUGUAAGUGACUCUCAAGUUAGGCAAGUAGAUAGAGUAGUAUGUGGAGUAAAUAGGAGCAAAAUAAUAUGCUUAUGCUAUCCAGGAGCAGGGUUACAGGAUAUAAUUGAUAGAACCAGAGAGAUAGUUAAGGGUGAUGGUAGCAAUGCAGUUUUUGUGAUGCAUGUUGGGGGCUAAUGAUGUAAGGAAAGAUGGAUCUGAGGAGCUUUUUGAUAAAUAUAAAACAUUGAUAAGAGCAUUUAAGGAAAGGGGUCAUAGCUUGAUUUUGUCAAGGGAUAUUGUCAAGAAUAAAUUGUGGGAAUGAGAUACUAAGUAGUAGGUCACUAGGAUUGAAUGCCAGGCUUAGAUCAGUAUGUAUGGAUGAGCAGAUAGGCUGGUUGGAUUUGUGGGAUAAUUUUAAUAGAAAAGUUAAUCUUUUUGGUAUAGAUGGCUUAAACGUAAACAAGGCAGGGGCUAGCAUGUUUGCAAGGGCUAUUAACAUAGCUAUAGUGGUAGAUUUAAACUAGGGCUGGACAGAGGUGAGGGCUAUGAUAUUAGUAAAAUAGGAAAUAUAAUUGACAGGAAAACAUGUACAACAGGCAUAAAACAUGAACGUAUUUUAAAAUAUAUGAUUAAUUGUUACUAUUGUAAUGCUAGGAGUAUUAGAAAUAAAAUUGAGUUCAAAGCAGUUGUGGAACUGAGGAUUUUGAUGUUGUGGGUGUCACUGAGACUUGGUUGGAUUCGAACAAUUUUGAUGAGAGAAUUUUCUUUGAAAUACCAGGUUACAGAUUAUUUACUAGAGGUAGAGUAUUGAAAAAAGGGGAGGAGUUACUU